CAGCAUUCCAUCGUGGUCCAGACAGCAAAGAAGCCAAUAACCUUCAUCUUUUCUCCUUUAAUCAUUCAUUUAAUCCCCCUAACAAAUCAUCAAAUCUUCCAUCAACAUCUUCAUAAAUUUCCCAUCUCCGAUCAUUCAUCAGAUUUUGCUAAAAUCCCAAAGUACAAUUUCUCACCACGAUCUAAACCCCAAAGAAUCGAUAUUUGUCAUAAAGGUGAAAGAGAAGGAAGAUGGGGGCACUAAUGUCAAGAUUAUGGUUCUUGAUGUUCCCUGCAAAGGAAUACAAGAUUGUUGUGGUUGGACUUGAUAAUGCUGGCAAGACUACCACCCUUUAUAAAUUGCAUCUUGGUGAAGUUGUCACUACUCAUCCUACCAUUGGUAGUAAUGUUGAGGAGCUUGUUUAUAAGAAUAUUCGAUUCGAGGUAUGGGAUCUUGGUGGGCAAGAUAGACUACGGACAUCAUGGGCAACAUAUUACCGUGGUACUCAUGCUGUUAUUGCCGUAAUAGACAGUAGUGACAGAGCUAGGAUCUCUAUUAUGAAAGAUGAAUUAUUCAGGCUGCUGCCACAUGAUGAUCUGCAGAGUGCAGUUAUACUAGUCUAUGCAAAUAAGCAAGAUCUUAAGGAUGCUAUGACCCCUGCAGAAAUAACAGAUGCCUUGUCUCUUCACAGUAUUAAGAACCACGAUUGGCACAUUCAAGCCUGUUCAGCUCUCACUGGGGAUGGGCUCUAUGAUGGUUUAGGGUGGAUUGCCCAGAGAGUUGGUGGGAAAGCUACCAGCUAAGACUUAAACAUCUUAAGAGGCCGUACACCGUCUUUUCCAUGUUCUUUUUGUUGACCACUCAUUUUAUUUUUGUUAAUUAAACUUGUAAGUUUGUAUCAGGUUUCUGAAACAGUUGAUCAAUAUACUUAUUCUCCUAACAAUGUAUCAGUUUUGCUACUGGCAAAAAUAUACUUGAUAUUCACAUAUUAAAGAAAAUGUCUUUUGGCACAAGCACAUUGUGCAUGAUA
Messenger RNA from Daucus carota subsp. sativus, 1009 nucleotides. RefSeq lists its product as uncharacterized. Lineage: Eukaryota; Viridiplantae; Streptophyta; Magnoliopsida; Apiales; Apiaceae. The transcript is spliced from 3 exons. Bases 231 to 782 code for a protein of 183 amino acids. Gene Ontology annotation, cellular component: trans-Golgi network; cytoplasm. Gene Ontology annotation, biological process: intracellular protein transport; vesicle-mediated transport; protein localization to Golgi membrane. Gene Ontology annotation, molecular function: GTPase activity; GTP binding. The record is from RefSeq and is a predicted model, not a curated record.